Messenger RNA from Tripterygium wilfordii, 846 nucleotides. RefSeq names its product protein NTM1-like 9. Bases 86 to 760 code for a protein of 224 amino acids. NCBI's taxonomy places the organism in Eukaryota, Viridiplantae, Streptophyta, Magnoliopsida, Celastrales, Celastraceae. The transcript is spliced from 5 exons. Gene Ontology annotation, molecular function: DNA binding. Gene Ontology annotation, biological process: regulation of DNA-templated transcription. The record is from RefSeq and is a predicted model, not a curated record.
CUGCUUCUUGCUUACUAACACAGUCAAAACCUUAGCUCUCUCAGACUCUGCCCCCUCUCUGUUUUUUUGAGACUCUGAGAGCACAAUGGAUCCAGACCAAGCACCGGGUUUUCGAUUCCAUCCUUCGGAUGAAGAACUCAUCAGUCAUUAUCUGAAUCUGAAGAAAUGUGGUUACGAUGAUGACCGAGUCUCAGAUAUUGGAGAGCUUGACAUCUGCAACUUUGAGCCUUGGGAAUUACCCGAGCGGGCUGCUACGCAACCAAACGAUUACACAUGGUACUUCUUUUCACGUCCACAUUACAAGUACAGAAACAGCAAACGCGCAAAUAGGAGAACCAAUGGUGGAUACUGGAAAGUUACAGGGAAGAAACGUAAAAUCAUGGAUGAAAACAACGAUGAGAUUGGUACCAAGAAAACAUUGGUUUUCUACCAAGGAAAUGUGCCUAAUGGAGUGAAGACUAAUUGGGUCAUUCAUGAGUUCCAUUCCAACAUGAACUAUUCUGACGAGAGGGAUUUUGUUCUGUGUCGUUUGAAGCAAAAACCGGAUGGUAGCUCUGAUGAUGCAAUAUACGACGAAGGGCAGCCAAGUCAGCAUGUAGCUCAACAGAUUGAACCUCAACAUCAGGGGGAUCAGUUGGAGUCACCAAGCGCCUUCAAUGACCAGGAUUCUGGCUACUCAUAUGCAGAACAGUUGGAGACAUACAUGUGGCAGGAGGCACCCUCCUAUGGAAGCUAUGCAUAUUAUUCUAAUGGUUAUUGACCACAAUAUUACAUGUAACUGGUGUUGUUUAAGACUAGUGUGAUUUUCAAUUAGUGUGGUUUUCAAUUUGUUCUUAAGAGUGUAUG